Molecule: messenger RNA, 1083 nt
Organism: Phlebotomus argentipes
Lineage: Eukaryota; Metazoa; Arthropoda; Insecta; Diptera; Psychodidae
Product: putative defense protein 3
Exons: 3
Coding region: 16-495 (159 amino acids)
Molecular function (GO): oxidoreductase activity, acting on metal ions
Source: RefSeq, a predicted model, not a curated record
AAAGCUCCGCUCAAGAUGAUGAGGAAAGUGGUUUUGGUGUUGUCUUUUGUGGUGUCGCUGACGAUUGGUCUGCCGGAUGGCGCUCCGCCAGACACGUGCGUGAAGAAUAAUCGGCCAAAUCACGGAAAAACCACGUCUCAGCCCAUCCACACGCUUCCAUAUCAAGUGGUCGCCAGUGCGAACACAUACGCACCAGGAAACACCAUCCACGUGACCAUUUCCGGUGGAGAUGUGUUCCGCGGCUUCUUCCUGCAAGCGCGCGACGCCCAGACGAAUGAGUGGAUUGGUGAGUGGCAGCAGAGCGCCAACACGCAGACCAUUCCCGAGUGCAGUGCCAUCACGCACGCCGACCCGAAGGACAAAGUCCAGGCGACUCUGAUCUGGCAGGCGCCCGCCGACAAGCAGGGACAGGUUUACUUCACUGGGGCCGUGGUGAAGGAUUAUGGCACAUAUUGGACCGACAUCAUCGCCCAAAUUCCCGUCUACCAGCACUAGUUGUUACAACAAAUGUACGCCAAACUUGUGAAUAUUACAGAGGAAGAAAAGGCACACGGGGGCGCGUGAAUGAAAUUGUUUUAUCGUCUCUCCAAUAUUUUCUCAUUUUUUCUUUCUGUAUGCGUUUCUCUUACCUUUUUGCACACUAUGUGUGGGCGUCAAAUGAAAUUCAAUUCACUGAGAGAAGGAAUAAAUAUAAGAAGGGAUUGCCUGUACGAAUUUUUCAAUCUCUUUCUUCUCCCACUCCAAUCUGUUCCUCUGAAGCACACCUUUUCCCUUCCUCAAAUCUACAUUCCUCAACAUAUAUUGCACUUGUGUACAUCUACAUAUAUAGGGUUAGUGAAAAAUCAACCAAUUCUCCAUCAAUAUUUCAUCAUAUUGAUUCCGCCAAUGAGUUUUAGUGCAGAACACGCGCGUGCUAUUCGAUAGAUAAAUGGAAAAGUCUCAGUCAAUCUCAGAAGUGAAACGUAUAAUGAGACAUUUUGACGAUUCUUAUUAUGCAAUGAGAAAAAAUUAUUCAUAACCAUCAGAAAGUGGUAAAAAAGUGAAGGAUUAAUCUUACAUAUUGUAUGAAUGGUAAAUUAAUAA